This is a messenger RNA of Dryobates pubescens (Downy woodpecker), 1371 nucleotides long. It is a transcript of the gene FEV, whose product is annotated as FEV transcription factor, ETS family member. NCBI's taxonomy places the organism in Eukaryota, Metazoa, Chordata, Aves, Piciformes, Picidae. Bases 1 to 870 code for a protein of 289 amino acids. Gene Ontology annotation, molecular function: DNA-binding transcription factor activity, RNA polymerase II-specific; sequence-specific DNA binding. The transcript has 3 exons. Gene Ontology annotation, cellular component: nucleus. Gene Ontology annotation, biological process: cell differentiation; regulation of transcription by RNA polymerase II. The record is from RefSeq and is a predicted model, not a curated record.
AUGGUGAGAAGCAGGCAAUGCCAGCAGCGCAGGGAGCGCCGUGCCAGCCGGGCAGAGGAGUGGAUCGGAGGCGGCGGUAGCAGGAGGCCGGGCCCGGGCGGUCUCCAGGCAGUGCCCGAGCCCCGUUCCCGGCGGGGUGGCAGCGCCGUGUUUGCGAAGAGCAAGGGGGAGCGGCUGGGGGCUGCGGGGAGGCUGCCCGCGGGUGGGCGCCGGGGGGUCGAAGUCCCGCCUGGCUCCAGCCCCCCCUCCACUCCCACACGCUCCACUUUUACACCCCCCCCAGAUCCAGUCGGAGAAACUUUGUUCAAAGACGGGAAGAGCCAGGCGUGGGGGUCCCUCAGCCCAAGCGUGCAGAAAGGCAGUGGGCAGAUCCAGCUGUGGCAGUUCCUGCUGGAGCUGCUCUCCGACCGUGCCAACCUGAACUGCAUCGCCUGGGAAGGCACGAACGGGGAGUUCAAGCUGAUCGACCCUGAUGAGGUGGCACGGCGCUGGGGGGAGCGGAAGAGCAAACCCAACAUGAAUUAUGACAAGCUCAGCCGGGCACUGCGCUACUACUACGACAAGAACAUCAUGACCAAGGUCCACGGCAAGCGCUACGCCUACAAGUUCGACUUCCACGGGCUGGCACAGGUGUGCCAGCCAGCCACCCCUGAUCACACCCUCUACAAAUUUCAGGGCAACCUGGCCCCACUGCCCUUUUCGGGCAUCUCCAAACUCAACCUCAUGACCUCGGGUGUGACGCCGGCUGGCUUCUCCUACUGGCCUGGCUCCAGCCCCUCCCUCUACCCUGGGCACGGGCUGCAGCCCUCUGCCCCGUUCAGCACCAUGGCAGCCUCUCACCUCAACAACAUGAACAACCACUACCAUUAGAGGCUCGGGCCAUGCCAGGCAGACCUUCCUGUCCCUGGCAGAAUGGGGCUGUGGAGCUUGGCAGAGAGGGAUGGGGGGUGGGAUUGUGCCUUGCUCUCAGUUGCCCCCUUUUAGAUUUGGAAAGUGGCAUGGGAGUUGAGAGGUGCUCACAGGGUAGCUGGGUUGGUUCCCUGAUGUCCAUGGCUGGAGGAGAGAAGCCAGCUAAAUUUAUGGUGAGGAGGGAUCCAUGGUUCUGGGAAUGGAUGUGAAUACCUAAAGAAGGGUGUAAAUGGAAGGACACAUGGGCUUGCCUCCUGGCAGGGACCGUGCCUCCCCUUUCCUUUACGACGUGCAACCCACUCCAUGAAUGUCCUUAGCUCUGUCCCUAGCCUGUGCCUGCCCUCCCCUCUCCCUGCAGAGUCAGGAGUUAGAGCCCCAAGACAGCUGUGUUCAUGGGUGAGGGUCCCACUGACCAGGGACAGAGACACUGACCUUGGUCCCCCACCUUUGACUCCAAAGCCU